CGCCUCACAGUAAAGAUGGCGCACAGCGGUCGGUGGCGCUUCCCGGCCCGGCCCGGCAGCUGUGGCUGGGGCCGCCGCGGGCUCGGGGGCUGCCGCGUGCGGGUGCCGGCCGUGCGCAGCCUGCGCGGGGAGCCGCCCGAGGAGCGCCCGGCUGGCGGCGGAGGAGCGGCCGCGCCGGCGGGAAACAGCGGUGGAGGGGGCGGGGCGGGCGGCUCUUCCUCGGCCUCCGCCGCCGCCGCCCUCGGCCCGCCGCCUCCUCCGGCUCCACCCGCUGCUGCUCCCGGCUCGGGCGCCGCCGCCGCCGCUGCCUCCUCGGUAGCGGCGACGGCGGCCAGUGCCGGGGUGGCGCCGGGCUUCGACGCGGCGCUCCAGGUCUCGGCCACCAUCGGCAUCAACCUGCGCCGGUUCCGGGCGGCCUGCGGUGCUGAGGCGGGCAGUGGAGAGGAUGAGCAGUUCAUAGGCUUUGGUUCAGAUGAUGAGGCCAAAGGACAAAGUCCCACCAAAUCUCCCACAGCCUCAGUCAAGCCUAGCGCACGCAAACCUCGUGGGAGACCCCGAAACAGCUCAGACCGAAGUUCAGUUGUGCUCUCAGAGUCCUCACCUGUGUAUUCACCUUCAAGCAAACCAGAACCCAUCUCCAUGGAAAAAUUAAAGAGGAAAGAAUUGAAAAGUGCAGAAAAGCGACGAGGGAGGCCUCCUGCACUUAGCAGUGUGAAGUUCAAGAUCACCCGCAAAGAGGUCAUUCCAGAUGCUCAGAAAGGAGGCAAGGAGGAAAAAGAGACUCUAAAGAAAAUAAAGCGAGCACCUUCCACUACAUUUCAGCAUGCUGCAAAAAUUAAGAAACUAAGAGCAGGAAAACUCUCUCCACUGAAGUCUAAAUUCAAAUCUGGAAAGCUCCAGAUUGGAAGAAAAGGGGUUCAGAUUGUACGCAGGAGAGGAAGGCCACCAUCUUCCGAUCGCUUGAAGACCACACCAGCUCUAGUUGUGAGUUCUCCGUUAGAGAAGGCCCAGAAGGUGCGAAAGGAGAAAGAUGGAGUCUCGCCCCUGUCGAAGGAUGAGAAGCCAGCUGUGAGGCAGAGCCCCCGCAGGCCUGUGAGGAUCAUCCCUUCCUCCAAGAGGACGGAUGCCACGAUUGCCAAGCAACUCUUGCAGAGGGCUAAAAAGGGGGCCCAGAAGAAGAUCGAGAAAGAAGCAGCAAAGCUUCAAGGCCGGAAGGGGAGGACGCAGCUCAAAAACAUCCGGCAGUUCAUCAUGCCAGUGGUGAGUGCGAUCUCUUCGCGGAUCAUUAAAACUCCCAAGCGCUUCAUUGAAGAUGAAGACUAUGAUCCACCAAUCAAAAUAGCCCGUCCGGAAUCCACACCAAAUAGCCGCUUCAGUGCUCCCUCUUGUGGGUCCAGUGAGAAGUCCAGCGGCGCCUCUCAGCACUCCUCUCAGGUGUCUUCAGAUUCCUCACGGUCCAGCAGCCCCAGUGUUGACACGUCCACAGAUUCUCAGGCCUCAGAAGAGAUGCAGGCCUUAUCUGAAGAACGCAGCAAUACUCCAGAAGUUCACCCUCCGUUGCCCACAUCCCCUUCCCCUGAUAACGAGAGUGGCGAGAGGAGGAGGAGGAGGUUUUCUAUGGCAGAGAGAAAUUUUGUGCCCAAAGCAGCUAAAAAACUGCCCAGCCUCCAAAGUGUGUCCCAGCAGCAGCAGCAGUCAUCGUCUUCCUCUCCUCCUCCACCGCUUCUCACCCCGCCGCCACCACUCCAGCCAGCUGCCGGCAUUUCAGACCAUGCCCCUUGGCUUAUGCCCCCCACCAUCCCUUUGGCAUCACCCUUUCUGCCCUCCUCAGCUGCUCCCAUGCAAGAAAAGCGGAAGUCGAUUCUUCGAGAGCCAACAUUCCGUUGGACCUCUCUAAAGCACUCUCGGUCCGAACCCCAGUACUUUUCCUCAGCCAAGUAUGCCAAAGAAGGUCUCAUCCGCAAGCCCAUCUUUGAUAACUUCAGGCCUCCUCCGCUGACCCCUGAGGAUGUUGGCUUUGCCUCUGGUUUUUCAACGCCUGGAGCUGCAGCUCCAGCCCGCUUGUUUUCUCCUCUUCACUCUGGAACAAGAUUCGACCUACACAAAAGGAGCCCCUUGCUACGAGCUCCAAGGUUCACCCCAAGUGAGGCCCACUCACGCAUCUUUGAGUCUGUAACUUUGCCUUCUUCUGUUAGUCGAUCGGCAGCAGGAAGCACUGCAGCAGCAUCCUCUUCGAAGAAGCGGAAGAAGAGAGGGUUCAGCCCAAUUCGAUCAGAACCCAGAUCUCCUUCGCACUCCAUGAGGACGAGAAGUGGAAGACUAAGCACCUCUGACCUGUCCACUCUCACUCCAUCCUCAUCAGUUUCUUCCUCGCUGACAAGCAUUCCUGUGGGUUCCCUUACCACCAGUGCCUUAAACUCCACUUUUACUUUUCCUUCCCAUUCUCUCUCCCAUCCUGGGGAGUCGGCAGAGAAAAGCCAGAGACCGAGGAAGCAGGCAAGCAUUCCGGCUGAGCCUUUCUCAUCCGGGAGCCCCACUCCCCUCUUUCCAUGGUUCACACCAAGUCCCCAAACAGAGAGGGGCAAGAACAGAGACAAAGCCUCCAGUGAGGAACCAUCCAAAGAUAAAGAAAGUGACAAAGGUCUUGAGAAGGAGAAGAGCAGAGAGAGGGAUAGAGAGAGGGAGAAAGAGAAUAAGCGGGAGUCCAGGAAAGAGAAAAGGAAAAAGGCUCCAGAGAUUCAGAGCAGCUCAGCUUUGUUCCCACUGACUCGAGUUUCCAAAGGAAAAGUUGUCCGUGAAGAUGUAGCCAUUUCCUCUUCUGCCAAAAAAACUGCAGGCCGGAAGAAAUCGGCGGCUGCUGAUCCAGCAGCAGAUGUGCCUGCUGUGGUUCUUGUAGACUCAGCAGCAGCCAUCAUCAAGACCAAACUGCCCAAGAAAGGCCGAGGGGGGUUAGAGAAAUCCAGUCUGGAACUUGGAUUGGCUGCUCCUUCCAUGGAAAAGGAAGAAUCCCUGCAUCUCCCAGCUGCUGCUUCAGUCAACAUUGUGAAACAUUCCUCCAUCAGCUCAGUGCUGGCUCAUGCAGACAAACUUCCAAUGACUGACAAGAGGGUGGCCAGCCUCCUCAAGAAAGCAAAAGCCCAGCUGUAUAAGAUUGAGAAGAGCAAGUCCCUGAAGCAGGUGGAUCAGCCAAAAGGACAGGGUCAAGAGAGUGAUUCUUCAGAGACCUCUGUGCGAGGGCCACGCAUAAAGCAUGUUUGCAGAAGGGCAGCUGUAGCACUAGGCCGCAAGCGAGCCGUCUUUCCAGAUGACAUGCCCACUCUGAGUGCCUUACCAUGGGAAGAACGAGAGAAGAUACUGUCUUCCAUGGGGAACGAUGACAAGUCCUCGGUUGCAGGUUCAGAAGAUGCCGAGCCCCUUGCACCUCCCAUCAAACCUAUCAAGCCAGUUACCAGAAACAAGGCCCCCCAGGAGCCCCCUGUGAAGAAAGGCCGGCGGUCAAGGCGCUGUGGGCAGUGCCCAGGCUGCCAGGUCCCAGAGGACUGUGGUGUCUGCACAAAUUGCCUGGAUAAGCCAAAGUUUGGUGGGCGGAACAUCAAGAAGCAGUGCUGCAAGAUGAGGAAGUGUCAGAAUUUGCAGUGGAUGCCAUCAAAAGCCUAUCUCCAGAAGCAAGCCAAAGCUGUGAAAAAGAAAGAGAAGAAAUCCAAGUCCAGUGAAAAGAAAGAGAUCCAUGCUGGGAAGAGCCAGCCAGAGGCUGGACAGAAAGCAGCUGCUCCUCAGCUCACUUUGGCGAAAGAGGAUCAUGCCUCCAAAAGGGGCAGUGAACCUGCCCGGAAGCCCAGUGAGGAGAAGAGUGAGGAGGGCCCACCACCACUGACUCCGCCUCCCCCAGACACCAAGCAGGCCCCUCCCCCUGCAGCCCGGAAGGCUGCCAAGCAGCAGGCACCGCCCCCCACGCAGGUGCCUCCCACCCCACCGCCUAGUACAGGCCCACCAAAAAAGGAAGCCCCCAAAACCAUCCCUGCUGAGCCCAAGAAGAAGGCAGCUCCACCACCAGAAGUGGGGAUCGAGCAAAGCAGACAGAAGAAAAUAACUCCUCGUCCAAGCUUACCAGUGAAACAGAAGCCAAAAGAAAAGGAGAGACCACCCCCAGUCAGCAAGCCAGAUAAUGGUACCCUCAACCUGUUGAGCACUUUAUCAAAUGGGAACAGCUCCAAACAGAAACCCCUCAUAGAUGGAGUCCACAGGAUCCGAGUAGACUUCAAGGAGGACUGUGAGGCUGAGAACGUUUGGGAAAUGGGCGGUUUGGGUAUCCUGACCUCUGUCCCGAUAACUCCCAGGGUGGUCUGCUUCCUCUGUGCCAGCAGUGGGCAUGUUGAGUUUGUGUAUUGCCAGGUGUGCUGUGAGCCUUUCCACAAGUUCUGUUUGGAGGACAGUGAGCGCCCCCUGGAGGACCAGUUGGAAAACUGGUGCUGUCGUCGCUGCAAGUUCUGCCAUGUGUGUGGGAGGCAGCAUCAGGCCACCAAGCAGUUGCUGGAGUGUAACAAGUGCCGAAACAGCUAUCACCCAGAGUGCCUGGGACCAAAUUACCCAACAAAACCUACGAAGAAAAAGAAAGUUUGGAUCUGCACGAAAUGUGUCCGCUGCAAGAGCUGUGGAGCGACAACGCCAGGCAAAGGGUGGGAUGCCCAAUGGUCUCACGACUUCUCUCUGUGUCACGAUUGUGCCAAACUCUUCGCUAAAGGGAACUUCUGCCCCGUCUGUGACAAAUGCUACGAUGACGAUGACUAUGAGAGCAAAAUGAUGCAGUGUGGGAAAUGUGACCGCUGGGUCCACUCCAAGUGUGAAAACCUCUCAGAUGAGAUGUACGAGAUCCUCUCCAACCUGCCAGAGAGUGUGGCUUACACCUGCAUUAACUGCACAGAACAACCUCCUGCUGAAUGGCGGCUAGCACUGGAGAAAGAGCUGCAGCUUUCUUUGAAGCAGGUUCUAACAGCCCUACUAAAUUCCAGGACAUCCAGCCAUUUGCUGCGUUAUAGACAGGCGGCCAAACCCCCUGACUUAAAUCCUGAGACGGAAGAGAGCGUCCCAUCCCGAAGUUCCCCAGAAGGCCCAGACCCUCCUGUGCUCACUGAAGUCAGCAAGCAAGAAGAACAGCAGCUGCUGGACCUGGAAGGAGUGAAAAGAAAAAUGGAGCAAGGAGGCUACAUUUCUGUGCUGGAGUUUAGUGAUGAUAUUGUAAAGAUAAUCCAAGCAGCCAUUAAUGCUGAUGGAGGGCAGCCAGAACUUAAGAAGGCCAACAGCAUGGUGAAGUCCUUCUUCAUUCGGCAAAUGGAACGUGUUUUUCCGUGGUUCAGUGUAAAGAAAUCAAGAUUUUGGGAACCUAAUAAAGUUACAACCAACAGUGGGAUGCUGCCUAAUGCUGUCUUGCCGCCUUCACUCGACCAUAACUACGCACAGUGGCAGGAGCGUGAAGAAAACAGUUGUGCUCAACAACCUCCUCUUAUGAAGAAAAUCAUUCCAGCACCAAAACCCAAAGGUCCUGGAGAGCCAGACUCCCCAACUCCACUGCAUCCUUCUACACCACCUAUAUCCAGUUCUGACAGAAGCUUGGAGGACAGCCCAGAACUUACCCCUCCUCCAGAUGCGGAGGAUAACCGGCAGUGUGCACUUUGCUUGAAGUAUGGCGAUGAUGGUGGGAAUGAUGCUGGCCGUCUCCUCUACAUCGGCCAGAAUGAGUGGACCCAUGUGAACUGUGCCCUGUGGUCAGCUGAAGUUUUUGAAGAUGACGAUGGCUCCCUGAAGAAUGUGCACGUGGCAGUGAUCAGAGGGAAACAGCUGAGAUGUGAAUUUUGCCUGAAGUCGGGUGCCACAGUGGGCUGCUGCCUGACCUCCUGCACAAGCAACUAUCACUUCAUGUGCUCCCGGGCCAAGAACUGUGUCUUCCUGGAGGAUAAGAAAGUCUACUGCCAGCGCCACCGGGACCUGAUCAAAGGAGAGGUGGUUCCCGAGAAUGGCUUUGAAGUCCUAAGAAGAGUCUUUGUGGAUUUUGAAGGGAUUAGUUUGAGACGAAGGUUUCUUCAUGGUCUGGAGCCAGAGAACAUCCACAUGAUGAUUGGGUCCAUGACGAUUGACUGCCUCGGGAUUCUGAGCGAUCUGUCUGACUGUGAAGACAAGCUGUUCCCCAUUGGUUAUCAGUGCUCUCGGGUGUACUGGAGCACAACGGAUGCUCGGAAGCGCUGUGUGUACACUUGCAAGAUCAUGGAAUGCCGCCCUCCUAUCCUUGAGCCAGACAUCAACAGCACAGUAGAGCACGAUGACAAUAGGACCAUCACGCACAGCCCCAGGCCACUUUCAGAAAUUCCAGCCAGAGAAGGCCAUGCAGUGUCAGCGGUUGUGAGCACUCCCUCUUCAGACUUCCUGCCACAUUCUCAGAACUGCAGGGCUCUGCGGAUCAGAGCGCCAAGUUUUCCUCCCGCCCUGCGAUCUCCUGGUUCAAGGCCAUUGCCCUCUGCAGGGAGCCCCACCCACAUUACACACGAGAUCGUGACUGUGGGAGACCCCCUUCUGUCAUCUGGGCUUCGAAGCAUUGGCUCCAGACGACACAGCGCCUCCUCUCCUCUGCCCCCUCCACAGUUGAGGUCCUGGAUGAUGCCUUCCAGCAGAGCUGGGGCCACUCACUCCUCCAGGCACAGCCUCUCUUCAACACCCAGCCUGUCUCCCUUGCCAGAGCACGACUUGAGCACAAAGCUUUCAGAGCGUUCUUCGGGCCCAGCAGCCGGACGCAUUGCCACCCAGAGUAGCUCUGCCCCUCCCUGUGGUGGUCAGAGGCCAGCAGGGACAGGUGGAGGAGGCACAAGCACUUCCUUGGAGGGAGCGCUGUCAUUAGAAGCAAUGGGGCCUCCAGGGACAGAGAAGAGCAAGCUGAUGAGCCAAAAAGACGCAAGUUCUUCCCUGGGCAAUUUGAAGGCCAGUACUCCUGUGCAGAGUGCUUCUGGCACCGAGCCAAACACCAGCAAAGUAGGGAAGCUUCCAGAGCCCUCUUCUGGGCUGUUUUCUUCCAAAGAGGCAGUAGCCUUUCCACCUUUACAUCAGAGACCCCCAAAGAAGGAGCAAGAGCAGCAGGUGGAUCUUGUAAAGCCAGAAAAGAACUGCUCUUACGAGGAUCCAGAAGCAAAGAUCUCCAAGCUUUCUGGGGCAAGUAACAGAUCUCCUCCUUCCAUAAGUGACCCAGCACCUUCUGUAGGCAGAGAUAGGCGGCAGCAGAAGGGGAAAAGGGGAGCCAAAGAGAGACAUUCCAAUAAACUCUUUACAAAUCCGAGCCUCCUCACACCUAGCAACAAAGACAGCGCAGAGCCAGAAUUUGUUCAUCAAGCUGUGACGCCUGAGCAUGUGAACCAGAAGCUCUGUAACAAUGUUGUGGCUUCAGAGAAGGCCCCCGAUAGACAGCUGCUUAACCAGAAGACCUCCAAGGUCCCUUCCCAGGGCGAAGUGGCCACUUCCAAGGAUCUGCAGGCUUCCCAGAAGCGCACAGUGAAAGUCACAUUGACUCCUCUCAAGAUGGAAGGUGAUAGCCAGUCCAAGAACAUUCAGAGGGAGGGUGAUGUAGAAUCUCAGCCUAAGGAGAGCAAACCAGCUUCCCUGGCACAAUCCUCUUCCACUCCAGAACGGUCAGGAAACGGCUCCCUGGUUCAAGACAGCCCAAGUUGUGCUUCAGUCCCCGAGGCUCCAAGCGAGGCCUACCAGAGUCUUCCUGUUCAGGAGAGCAACUUGAUGCUCCAGGAGACAGCCAAAGCCCAGGAAGACGGGGCCUACAAGCGGCGGUACCCCCGGCGCAGCGCACGGGCCAGAUCCAACAUGUUCUUUGGGCUGACUCCAUUGUAUGGUGUGAGGUCUUACGGGGAAGAAGACAUUCCCUUCUACAGCAACUCCACUGGGAAGAAGCGGGGAAAGAGGUCUGCUGAAGGGCAAGUAGAUGGUGCCGAUGACCUCAGCACGUCGGACGAGGAUGACCUUUACUACUACAACUUCACCAGGACAGUGGUCUCAAACACGGAAGAGCAUCUUGCUUCUCCUCACAACUUAUUCCGGGAGGAGGAACAGUGCAGCCUUCCCAAAAUCUCUCAGCUGGAUGGUGUGGAUGACGGGACAGAAAGUGACACAAGCAUCACGGUGACAACCAGGAAAGUCAAUCCAGUGACCAAAAGGAGUGGCAAAGAAAAUGGAACAGAGAGCUUAAAACUUGAUCGGAGCGAAGAGAGUGGGGAGAAAGCACAAGUCACCAAGAGCUCAGCUGGCCACAAAGCAGCCGAGCCCAAGAUGGAGAACUGCCGCGUAAAAACCCAGAGCCAGGAUCCUCUGGAAGCUCAGCUGAGUUCUUUAGAGGCCAGCCGCCGCCCUCGUGCCAGCACCCCUUCGGAGAAGACCCUGCUGGAUACCUUCAGCACAGAGCUGCUCAAGUCCGACUCCGACAAUAACAACAGUGACGACUGCGGGAACAUUCUCCCGUCUGACAUCAUGGACUUUGUGCUGAAAAACACCCCCUCCAUGCAAGCCCUCGGAGAGAGCCCUGAGUCAUCGUCCUCCGAGCUCCUGACGCUGGGAGACGGGCUGGGCCUUGACACCACCAACCGGGGCAAGGAUAUGGGCCUCUUUGAAGUCUUCUCUCAGCAGCUGCCAACCACAGAGCCUGUUGACAGCAGUGUUUCGUCAUCCAUCUCGGCAGAGGAGCAGUUUGAGCUGCCUCUGGAACUGCCUUCUGACCUCUCUGUCUUGACCACUCGGAGCCCAACAGUGCCCAGCCAAAAUCACGGCAGACUUGCUGUCAUUUCAGAAUCCUCGCUCUCCUCCUCCUCGUCGUCGUCAGGAGAGAGAUCACUCUUAGCUUUGCCUUCUACGGAGUCUGCCGAGAAGAGGGUGACUGUCACAGAGAAAGCUGCCUCCAGUGAAGGGGAGCCAGCUCUGUUGAGCCCACGAGUGGACCCAAGCCCUGAAGGACACCUGACCCCUGACCCCUUUAUUCAAAGUCACAUGGAAGCAGAGCACAUAGCCAGCCCCCCAUGUGGACCAGGAGAGCCAGGCCGUUCAGCCAGCCAAGACUUGGCCAGAAAUAGCGGGACACCUGGUCUCCAAGUGCCAGUAUCUCCAACCCUCCCACUUCAGAAUCCUAAGUAUGGCCCAAACUCCACAGAGAACCCUGGCCCAUCUCAGAUUUCCAAUGCUGCUGUGCAGACAGCCCCCCUCCACCUCAAGGCAGCUGCAGAAAAGCUCCUGGUGGUUAAUCAGAACAUGCAGCCAUUGUACGUCCUUCAGACUCUUCCCAAUGGUGUCACGCAAAAGAUACAGCUGACCUCUUCUGUCAGUUCCGCGCAGGGCGUGUUGGAGGCCAGCGCUUCUGUGCUUGGGCCCCUGGGCCCAGGGCUGGCACUAGGGGCCGGUGUAAACCCCAGCUUGCCUUCCUCCUCCCAGCCUCUCUUUCCACCAACCAGCAAAGGGUUACUGCCGAUGCCCCAUCACCAACACUUGCACUCCUUUUCUGCAGCCCCCCAAAGCAGCUUCCCAUCCUCCCUUGGCAGUCCUGCCUCAGGACUUCUGAUUGGUGUCCAGCAACCACCUGACCCCGAAGCAAAUCAGAGAGCCGAGAUUGGGUCCACAGCCACCACGCCACCCUCUGGCCUCAGCAAGAAAAGGCAGAUUUCGCGCUUGCCAUCGCGCAAGAACAAAAAGCUUGCCCCUUCCGCCAUCACCCCGUCUGACAUGGUCCCCAACAUGACAUUGAUUAACUUCACUCCUUCCCAGCUCCCCAGCCAUCCAGGCCUGCUAGAUUUGGGAACUGCCAGUAACCCUGCAUCCCACAGAACUGUCCCCAAUAUCAUCAAGCGUUCAAAGUCUGGGAUAAUGUACUUUGAGCAGACCCCUCUGCUGCCCCAAGGGGUGGGAGCAACUGCAGCAGCAGUUGGAACACCCCCUAGCGUGGCUGGGCCAGACAGCGGUCAUCUUGCAAACAGGCCAGUGACAGGCCUAGCCUCUGCUGGAUCCAUGCUGAAUGUGGUGUCAAUGCCAACGUCAUCAGCACCUUCCACGGGCACAUCAGUCCCCAGCGGGCAUGUGCUGGGGAGGGGGUCCGUUGCACUACCUAGCUCUGGGCUGCAAGGAGUAUCUGACAUGGGCUCCAUCAGCAACCUCUUGAUCAAAGCCACUCAACAGAGCUUGGGUCUUCCGGAGCAGCACGCCGCAGUGCCACCAUCUGGCUCCGGGAUGUUUUCACCACUAGGCGAUGCCUCAUCGGCCCAGUCCACAGUCUCAGUGGCGGGGACGGCAGCAUCCAGCAUCUGUGUCUUGCCUUCUGCACAGACUAUGGGCAUGACCACUGACCCCGAAGGAUCUUACCAGCCUGGGCCUCUGACACAGAUCCUGGCCAGCAAAACUGGUGCCGUCCCGCCUCAGGUGGAUCUUGCGCCAUCCCAAGCUCCUCCGCAUUCAGGCUUUCCCCAGUUGGUGGACAUCACUAACCCUGCAGCACUGGAGCAAAACAAGACCUCCUCAUCCGUCACGCGUGCCAGCUCUACUUCUCCUGCGAGCUCCACAUCCUCUGACCAGCUGCUUGGAAGCUCCUCCAUGAAGGUCAAAGCCAAAGUGAAACGGUCUCAGUCCUCAUCAGACAGCAGCAUCAGCAAAGGGUCUGGGAAGAAGCACAAGAUGUCUCACUUCUGGUCCAGCUCCCCUGAGAAGCACAUUCCCCAGCAAGGCACCAACUCUGCAACCCAGGACUUGGCUGGAGGGGUUCCUACCCUGAAGAUGCACAUGGAGGAAGAAGAGGAAGGGGCCACAAGUGUAGAGCAGCCCCCACCCAAAGUGGCAGACAGGCAAACGGCAUCUGUUCCAGAAUCACAGACAGCACAGAGCACUGCAAGUGAGCAAGAGCCCACAGACUCCAGAGCUUCUGAGGAUGAAGAGAGCACUUUCAGCUCCCCACUUAUGUUCUGGCUGCAGCAAGAGCGGAAGAGAAAGGAGAGCCUCGCUGAGAAGAAGCCCAAGAAAGGACUGAUUUUUGAGAUCUCAAGCGAUGAUGGAUUUCAGAUCUGUGCUGAAAGUAUUGAAGAGGCCUGGCAAUCCCUAACUGACAAGGUUCAGGAGGCUCGUUCCAAUGCCCGCUUGAAGCAGCUAUCCUUCGCAGGUGUGAGCGGAUUGAGGAUGCUGGGAAUUCUGCACGAUGCUGUUGUGUUCCUGAUAGAACAGCUGUCUGGGGCGAAGCACUGCCACAACUACAAGUUCCGGUUCCAUAAGCCAGAGGAGGCCAAGGAGCCCCCAGUGAACCCCCAUGGCUCUGCCAGAGCUGAAGUGCACCUCAGGAAGUCUGCCUUCGACAUGUUCAAUUUCCUGGCUUCUAAGCACCGCCAGCCGCCAGAGUACAACCCCAAUGAUGAGGAGGAAGAGGAGGUGCAGCUGAAGUCUGCCCGGAGGGCAACCAGCAUGGACCUUCCCAUGCCCAUGCGGUUCCGACACUUGAAGAAAACCUCCAAGGAGGCAGUUGGUGUCUACAGGUCUCCUAUCCAUGGCCGGGGCCUGUUCUGCAAAAGAAACAUCGAUGCAGGAGAGAUGGUGAUCGAGUAUGCCGGCAACGUGAUCCGUUCCAUCCUAACUGACAAGCGUGAGAAGUACUAUGACAGCAAGGGCAUCGGCUGCUACAUGUUCCGCAUUGAUGACUCCGAGGUGGUGGACGCCACCAUGCACGGGAACGCAGCCCGCUUCAUCAACCACUCCUGUGAGCCCAACUGCUACUCCCGAGUCAUCAACAUUGAUGGGCAGAAGCACAUAGUCAUAUUUGCCAUGCGCAAGAUCUACCGCGGCGAGGAGCUGACCUACGACUACAAGUUCCCUAUCGAAGACGCCAGCAACAAGCUGCCCUGCAAUUGCGGUGCCAAGAAAUGCCGCCGGUUCCUCAACUGAACGCUGACUGACCUGGCUGUCAUAGGGGUUGGGCUCCGCCAGUCUCAGGCGUGUGGAAGGUGGGGUGGGUGGGGUGGCCCUCCCACGGCAAGUGGGUCAAGCCAGGCAGCAGGUGGCCGAGGCCUGGUAUUGUUUGCUGCCUCCUUGGCUUUGUGAAAGGUCCUGCCCAGAUGAUGGACUUCGUUGUCCCGUCUUGCAAGGAAAACUGCUGGAGUGUUGGGCUGCUGCAGCAGCCAAGGACUGCCUUGAGAGGUGGGGCUUCCCUUCCCGCACACUUUGGUGGGCCCUUGCCUCCUCAGACUUGGAGACAUGGCCUGCAGGUCUCCGUGAGCUGCCCUUGUGUCUUGCCUCUGGUUGCUGUUCCCUGAAAUUCCCAUGACUUGUCGAGGAAUAGCUCAUCAGUAUUUGAGCAGGCAAGCAAUGAGGACUGAGGGCUUCCAUGCGCUUUGGGUGAGGUUAGGUUAGAAGUGCAGCCGAGGUGGACUCCCUGCCCUAGGAAGCAGGCUGUCCUGCCAGGCAUUCAGUCCCUAGAGCCCUCUCCCUGCCCUGCAUCUGCCCUCCAGUUGGGACUCCAGAGGAAACAGAGCCCCACAGGCAGUGGGCCUGGUGCCUCUCUGAGCACCAGCCUACAGCAGCUGAUAGCAUUUCCUUCCCUACCAGCUGCUCUCUGACAUAGGAAAAGGCAGGGAGUGCCAACACUCCCAGUGAGCUAGAGGCUGUGGGUUCCCUGGUCCAAGAUUGGGGGACCCAAAAGGUGAUGGAUCUCCCUAGUGGGAUCAUGUGCCCGUUUAAAAGCAAACACAAGCAGCACAACUUCCUUUCAGCCUCCUUCAGUUGCACCCUCUUGAAUUAUUAUGUCAUUGGAUUUUACUUGGUUCUUCUGUUUACAGUUUAGUAUUUAAGGUUUUGUAAAUGUAAAUAUAUUUUGUAUAUUUUUCUAUGAGAAGCACUUCAUAGCGAAGAGCACUUAUGAAACUAUUUUUUCAAUUGUGGUUGUCAUCCUAAUUUAAAAGAAUCAGUUUUUAAUGACCUUAUUAUUUUAAUAGGAUGGGCUUUAGGAGGUUGCUGGCCAGGCCUGCAGUCCGAACCUUCCUCUAGACUAGAGAGCAGUGGGGGCAGUGGGGAGAACCUUUCCAGUUUUCUGGAAGCUUCGGCUGGACCUCGAAUUACACAUUGUGGGAGAGAAGAUACACACACAUCUGCAAGAGGUGUUUUGAACCCAGCAUUGAUGCUGGGUUUUAACAUGAGGGUGGGAGUACAGCACAGAGGGGACCCCCUGACCUUCCUCUCUCUUGGGAAGAGGCCAAAAUCCCACCACGCCACACCUCAGUAACCCAACAUUUCUGGUCUGCUCCAUCUCAUGCCACCAGAUUAAACUUCCUUGGCUCUGAAACUGCAAGCAAACCUUCCUAUGGUUGCCUAGUAAAGCCGCAGCAGCAGCCAGGCUUCUUUUGGGUCAACAAGCACAUUCCCUAUGAAGAUCUUGCCUCUCCUGCAGCCCAGCUUCCAGUUGCCUGGGGAGGACAGGCCAGCACUUACUAAGCCUUCCGCUCCAGCUGGAGUGGUACAGGGCAUGUGUCCAUUUCUCCUAUGGGGGGGCGCAAAACCCAAGUUUGGGUUGCCUGUGGUGAAUGUGGCAGAGUUUUUGAGGAAUCGAGUAGCCCUCCAGCUUUCCUGUUCCAGGCUGCCACAUCCUGUGGGCCAAAGAGGAACAUAAUUUGCAUGUCCCCUGCUGCUACCAAAGCCCUGGGCCAGUAGCUGCCAGGUCAAAAGAGAGUUCCGUCCCUUGCUUCUUCCUCUCUUCCACAAGGAAGUUCCAAGCAAGGAACAGGAGGAGGAGGAGCAUAAGCAUGUGGCUCAGGGCAGAGCUGGACUGGGGUCCAAGCUCACUGACAUUUGCUGCUGCUGUUGCUGCUGCUAAACCCUGUUCUGACUGAGCUCAGCAGCAGGCAGCCACUAUGGCCAGUAACCCAAGGGAAGAAGGCAUGCAUGCCACUGUGCCUGGGCUCCAUGGGGAGGCCGGCAGGAACGGAGAGAAGGAAGGGUUGGGGUCUUGGCCAGUUGUGUUGGCUCUGAUCUGUGGAGCAAAGGGAGGAGCUCCACGCGGCUUCCUGGCAAUAUGAAUGUAUAAUUUCUAAGGACUGACAGAGAUCAUGAUACCUGAGAAUACUAAGAGUCAAACCUUUAAGGUGUUUAUUUUUUUAAAGGAAAAGCGGGUCACUGCAAAGGGCUGGGGUAUAAUAAUCUUCUCUUCAUUGUCCUCCCUUGCGAAGCAAUACCGGGUUCUUGUUCUUUGUGCAGAAUCAUGUCGUUCUCACCCAGAUUGCUGCUCCAUCCUCCUCCCCUCCACCAUCUCCUCCUCCCACACACCUGCAAGUUUUUAUAACUAUAAAUAUGGUAUAUAUAGGAACAAAUAUCGUACUGCACCAUGUCUUGAAGCCUGGCUUUGAAUUCUCUUUAACACUAUAGAUAAGAGUUGUGUUCCAGUUGCUCAAAAGGCAGGAAAACCAGCAAGCCAGAGGCUUCGGGGCCAGUUGACGUCUCCCUCCUCCAAGGAGGACUGGGUAAGGGACCGGGGGUGGAGGGGUGGAUGCUCUGGCUCAGUCUGCCUGCAUGCAAACCCCCAGGAAGCUGUUGGGGGCUUGGCUAUGAAUUCUCCUGACCUUCAGUGUUAACAGUCAGUUCUUGUACAACUUGUUUCUUGCCGCCUUCGCUGCCUCCUCCUGGGUUCUGAUUGUUGAGGUACCAAAACGGCGUCAUCUGCUUUCCUGGUACCUUAACAAGGUCCUGCAGCUUUGCCUCUCAGCCGAGAACUGUGCUCGUGAUGUUCCUUUGAUUCAACGUAGCCGUCUUUUAAUAGCUCAAGGUAGUGAAUAAUUGUCUCAAACCGUGCAAAAGCUACGCAAACAGGGUUUUGUUCCAGAGAAAAAGCAACUUAUCAUGUAAAACCAAUCUCUCUCUCUCUCUCUUCGUUUUAUUUCUCGUGUUCUUCCAGAUUGUUUGGGUUUUUGUUUGUUUGUUUGUUUUCUUUAAAAAGAGGAAAUGCGUCUCUCGUGCUGCAUCAGUGUUAAUUCCCUGUCAUCGUCACAGGGAUGAAGGAAGUACUUUCAGUAGUUCAAGAAAUGACUGAAAAGUUCCAUGAAAGACUGAAUGUAAAAACAAGUGUAUAUAGUUGUACAAAAAAAGGAGUUUUUAAACAUGUUUAUUUUCUAUGCACUUUUUUAUUUAAGUGAUAGUUUAAUUAAUAAACAUGUCAAGUUUAUUGCUUCA
This is a messenger RNA of Podarcis muralis (Common wall lizard), 15216 nucleotides long. It is a transcript of the gene KMT2A, whose product is annotated as lysine methyltransferase 2A. Gene Ontology annotation, molecular function: zinc ion binding; DNA binding; protein binding. NCBI's taxonomy places the organism in Eukaryota, Metazoa, Chordata, Lepidosauria, Squamata, Lacertidae. Gene Ontology annotation, cellular component: nucleus; histone methyltransferase complex. The record is from RefSeq and is a predicted model, not a curated record. Gene Ontology annotation, biological process: positive regulation of DNA-templated transcription.